AUUACAUCAGCCGAGGGAAAGUCGAAUGGCCAAUGCGAAUGAGCCAAUGGUCAACAAGGGAGGUUCACCCAGCUCUUGACCAACCAUCAACACAUUUUUAGGAUACACUCACCAAAGACGAACGAGGCAACGAAGAACGGAAAACAAGAACGAUGUCAACAUUGACAAUCGGUACUAACCUCAAACUGGAAGCUUCUACCUCUCAAAGGCCAUUCUUCGAGCCCAUCAAAAACACCCAUUCUGCAAGAAGUUCUAUUUCUCAUCCGCAAUUACGUGAUCUGUUGAUAUGUCCUACUCAAGCCCAUCAUGUUCAAACAGUCUCAGGACAUGGAGUCGAUGCCCAUGUUUUGGACAUAUACAAUGCGGCUCAUGGAUAACGCCACAUCCUUUCAUCCGAAUUGCUUGGUUUCGGGUUGCGGUUAUGUUGCGAUCGGCGGAAGUUCUGCUGACCUGCUCAUCAGAUCAGUUGACAUCCACUCUCGAUGGGAGUUAAAAGUCUCUACCGGUCAAUCAAUCGUCAACUCCGUUCACUUCUUUCAAGCUUCACCCCGUGGCAAUCCUCAAGUUUUGGUUUGUAAUAAUGACCAGACCAUUACUCAAUAUGACCUUUCCAGCGUCUCAACCAUUCAAAAUGCCGCAUCGGAAUCGUUAUCCGUGGAUCCUGCUCAUCGCCCCACACCAGGCUCGAGAUCUCGCGAAGCAGACGGCGACAAUCUAUUAGAUCCCCCCGUCUCCACUGGUAACGAGAAACCGGUGUUAACACAUAAGUCCAGCAUCAUUUUCCCGGUCCCAGUCAAUCACUGCAGUGUUAGUCCAGACUCGAAAACGAUGGUGGCGGUAGGUGACAGCAGUGAAGUGUUUAUUUACGACUGUCAAAACGCACAUCAAUCCAAUGAACCCUUAAUUGGCGAUUGGCGAUUGGGCCCCCGAAAGAUCUAUCUUCCUGGAGUCUCCGCUCUCACUGGCAGCUUCAGUACGAGUUGGAAUCAGUAUGGAGAUAAAUUUGCAGUCGCAAGUGAAGGUGAAGUGGUUGUGGUCUAUGAUAUGAAGAUGCUUGGGAAGCCCCUUCUAGUGAAGCAAACCGCUCAAAAAGGAAGGCCUGGAGGCGCGAGAGUGGUCAAGUUCAGUCCUGCUGGUCCUAACGAGCUAUUGGCAUUCACUGAGCAUCAAUCUUUGGUUCAUGUCUUGGAUGCUCGGACCUUUGAUCCAGAUCAUGAAGAAAUAUUGACAGUCCCGACACCCUUCCCCGGAAUGACACCCUUCCCACCACGCCUAUCACCUGGGUCCAUCAGAACACAUCAAUCAACAAGCAGUCCAGCUCGGCCUUCCUCCCUUCUAGAUCGCUCAAGUCUCAUUUAUGAUGAAGAGAACGCUUCAAGCGCAUCAAGACGAAUGAGUGAGCUGCAUGCUCAGCUGUCACGUGGAGCUAGAAGAAACUUUCGUCCAAUCGAAAUGGAUCUUGAUAUCGAGCCAGAAGAGCAUGAGCAGGACGAUGAAGACAACCCAGAUGCUGAACCGAACAGAAGGAACCGUCUUCGCCGACGAAACAGACAAUCUGGGUCCCCGGCAUCGAGGGAGGAGCCGAUCACCGAAAUGAGUUUUGCAGAACCAAUGUUUGGAGAAUUUUCUGGGAGGCGGAGCCCGGAACUCGAUACUGUUGGGGAACGGAUGUGGGGGGCUGCUGAAGAGCGGAAUGAUCUCAACCUGGGAUCGUCACUGACAAGCCGAGGGAGUCAACUCUUUGGGACAGGUAUCAGAGCAAGUCGGACGCAGAGAGGAUAUAGUUGGGCGGUGAGGUCACGACUGCAGCCUAAUUUAGAGGAUGACGAUGCAUGCUUAGAGGGUGAAGGAGGAGAACAAGGCUCGCAAGCAAGACCGAAUAACUCAUCAUCACGAACAACUUCGGCGGGUACCAGGUUGGAAUGGGGCCCACCUUCCACGUCCACGUCCUCGAGUCGACAGAUUCAACUCAAUGGAUCAUCGAUCCGAGUCUUGAGUGUCGAUGAUGAUCGCAGUAGUCGAGUGGACAACAAUUCGACGAACACCCCCUCAUCAACGACAGCUGCAAUACUUCGGGCCCGGGUCCCAGCGGCCACGUCGAUCGCACAAGCCCAUUCGCAACUGAUUGCCAACCGGCUCGGCCAAAACCCUCCCCCAUUCUCGCGCUCGGAGGCAUGGUUUGAUCUGGACGGAGGAGGCCCGCCGGGGGCGAUCCGCAACCGCUCAAACUCGCUCUACGGACUCAUCUCGUCCUCUUACUCGGGCGUGAGGAGCGGGAUGUGGGACGAUCUUAUCGGCUUGAGUUGGUCCCCUGAUGGCGAUUGGUUGGUCUCUGGGACCGAAGUCGCUCUCGUCGAAUGGAAAGUCAAACGCUCUAGUCGCGCAGGUUUUGGUGACUCGAGAUUGUGCUGAUCUUCCUCUUUUCUUUAUCAAACAUUUUCCCUUCUUCCUUUCUCCCUCCCGCUCUCUCUCUCUCUCUCUUUCUCUUCUGCAGGCCUCUGUUUUUUUCUUUUCCUUUCUCUCUCUUCUCCAGCCCUCUUUUUUUUUCUCCCUCUUCUCCAGUUCUCUGUUUUUCGUUUCCUUGCUCCUUUUUUCAAUUUCUGACAAAUCACGCUUUUUUUGUUGGGGGUGUAUCAAGCAUACGUUUUUGAUUCUGAUUCUUGUGACCCAUCCCCUUAUUGGUUUGUUUUUUUGCAUUAAUGUAUGUAAAUAUGUAUUGUACAAUCAAUUGUUGAUUCAAAAACACAAAAAAAUAGGUUUACCAUACGGCUUUUGUACUGAAUUUUAUAUUUAUCACAUUUGAUAUUUGAUCUGUCUUAUAUCUCAAGAAGAG
Molecule: messenger RNA, 2833 nt
Organism: Puccinia graminis f. sp. tritici CRL 75-36-700-3
Lineage: Eukaryota; Fungi; Basidiomycota; Pucciniomycetes; Pucciniales; Pucciniaceae
Exons: 10
Coding region: 307-2412 (701 amino acids)
Molecular function (GO): protein binding
Source: RefSeq, a predicted model, not a curated record